Molecule: messenger RNA, 339 nt
Organism: Monosiga brevicollis MX1
Lineage: Eukaryota; Choanoflagellata; Craspedida; Salpingoecidae
Exons: 2
Coding region: 1-339 (112 amino acids)
Source: RefSeq, a predicted model, not a curated record
AUGUAUCUCUCUCUCUCUCUCUCUCUCUCUCUCUCUCUCUCUCUCUCUCUCUCUCUCUCUCUCUCUCUCUCUCUCUCUCUCUCUCUCUCUCUCUCUCUCUCUCUCUCUCUCUCUCUCUCUCUCUCUCUCUCUCUCUCUCUCGUGUUCGCGACCCCAGCGCCCCUCUCCUACCCGCGCUGCCCUUUUGGCUCGUUUUCUUCUUUCUCUCUCUUUCUUUCUCUCUCUCUCUUUCUUUCUCUCUCUCUCUUUCUUUCUCUCUCUCUCUUUCUUUCUCUCUCUUUCUUUCUCUCUCUCUCUCUUUCUUUCCUCUCGAUGUUGGGGGACGAGAAGAGAGUAUAG